GAAACAUAUAACCAGAAAGUCCUGAUCUCUGUUGAGCUCUGUCCAUGCUUUGUCCUCUGGGCUCUGUUUGGAGAAUAACAGCAUGGUGAGGAACAUUGAUGACUUGGAAUUUUGCCUCCCCUCCCACUCAGAUGCUAUCCUUUCAGGCCUACAAGCUCUUCGCUUCAAUUCUCGGCUCUCAGAUGUUGUUCUGGUGGUGCAAGGCCGGGAGUUUCCCUGUCAUCGUGCUGUCCUUGCACUCUGUAGCCAGUACUUCCAUGCCAUGUUCACAGGAGAUUUCCAAGAAAGCAUUGCAGCUCAGGUGGAAAUUAAAGAGGUGGACCCAGAGGUGAUGGAGACUCUUAUUGAUUUCUCCUACACCGGCCGUCUUACUAUUAACCAGAGUAAUGUGGAAAGCCUCAUUCGCACAUCCAACCUUCUUAGUUUUCCUGCAGUGCGCAAAGUGUGCAGCCGCUAUCUGCAGCAGCAGAUGGAUGCUACAAAUUGCCUGGGUAUUUGGGAAUUUGGUGAAACACAUGGCUGUCCUGAAGUAGCAGCAAAAGCACUGUCCUUCCUACAGGAGAACUUUGAAGCAGUUUCCCAGGAAGAGGAGUUCUUGCUUUUGAGCCCUGAGAGGCUACUGUGCUAUUUGGGAGACCCCCUGCUGCAGGUCAGGGACGAGGAGAGCCGAACAAAAGCAGCUCUACAUUGGGUAAAGCAGGAUGAGGAGGGUAGGGCCCACUGUCUUCCACAGUUGCUGAAUGUGGCCCGGCUAUCCAGCUUGACUGACCAAUAUCUGCAGGAGUUGAUGGAGGCAGAGCCAUUGAUCAGCGAGUCUGAGGUGUGCAAAACACUGAUCAGCAAGAGUCUUGGGCAGGAAACCAGGGGUCCCAGAGAACAAUCACUUGUAUAUCUAGAGGAAGUAUUGGUAGUGGUGGGAGGAAAGGUCUUGGAGGAAGAAGAAGAUGAGGAUGAGGAUGAAGAAGAUGAGGAGACACCAAGAACAUCAGCAAACUUUGCAUACUACAAUACAAAAACCAAAAAAUGGAUGUCCGUUCCUGAUUUUCCAGAUUAUAAUAAAUGGGGGUUCUCCGUCACGUCUCUGAACAAUGAUGUUUAUGUCACAGGUGGCUCAAGAGGAUCACGGGAUGACUCUUGGUCCACACGGCAGGGCUGGCGCUUUGUUCUAAAUGAAGGAAUAUGGAAGCCAAUUACACCUAUGAUCAAUCCACGCACUAAUCAUGCCAGUGCAUCUCUGAAUGGAGAAAUAUAUGUCAUUGGAGGAACCUUGCAAGAAGCUGUGGAGGUGGAAUGCUAUGACCCCUACAGUGGGACGUGGUCACUAAUAAGCCCUGCUCAGAAGUAUGUGAGCAAUUUCGCUGCUGUAGGGUGUAGUGGAAAGCUGUACCUGAUUGGUUCCUGUGCUAUGAAGUAUAAUGCCCUCACUCUUCAGUGCUACAACCCAGCUACAGAUGGCUGGAGUGUCAUUGCCUCCCCAUUCAUCCCAAAGUACCUCUCAUCUCCUCGCUGUUGUACAGUGGGGGGUGCUGUGUACCUCGUUGCUGACAACACAAAAAAAGUUUAUAUGUAUCUUCCUGAAGUUAACCUAUGGAAAAAGGUGCAGCUUCUCCACACCCUUCAUGAGAAUGGAGGCAUGACAGCUGUUGGUUCUCGCUUGUAUGUGACUGGCGGCCACUGGCAUGGCAUGGCACGAGAGUACAGUGUAGUCAUGGAGUCCUAUGACUGUAGCGCUGAUGUCUGGAAACGAGAGGGGCCUCUCCCUAGUCGCUGGCUCUACCACUGCACCUCCACUAUAUUUAUGGACACAUCUCGGUGGACAGAAAAAUUCCAGGGACAAUCAGAGGCAGAACACUGACAAAAAAUGAAUAGGAGCUGCGUCACGAGAAAUGGAAGACAUACAGAGCAAUGUGCUUGUUUGUGAGAAAUGUGUCCUGGAUGCAAGAUGAGAUAACGCUAUAUAACUUAUACAGAACAUGAAUGAUGGACUGUGAAACAGCUUUUCCACCUGAAUUAUUGAUCUUUAUUAAGCUAAACAAUCUGUUCCAGGAGUAGAACAUUAAAGUAGAUGCAGUUCUAUCUAUUGGCAGUUUCCCUUAAGAUGACACAUGGGGCAGAGGCUGAUGUGAAUGAUGUGUUUGCGCUAUAUAAUGAUAUUGAUCUAAAUUCUAACAGGAUUGAAAUAUUGUAUCUCCAAAUUUAUAAACACUUUUUGUAUUUCACAUGAAUGACAGCUGUGGUGCUUAUGUCCAACUUUGUACAAUAGCUUCCAAAGGAGGUUCAUAUAGUGUAAAGCUGGGCAUACAUAAUAAGAGCCACAUGUUUGGCCAAUUCACAAAACAAGGGGGUUGUUAUCCAAUUUGUCCACAAACGCACUCAGUCAAAUUGGAAUGAUCCAAAGGUCUGGCCUCCGGUCUAAUUAUUGGAUCACAAUGGGGGUUAGGGAUCAUUGUAUAAAUAAAUUUGAAAAAUAAAUAAACUAGAAAUCCUUAGGGAUUAUUAUUUAAAAGACACUGUUACUCGUAAGAGAGCAUUUAUUCUUUCACUUCAGUCCACAGCAAUUUAAAGGGGCACAACAGCUAAACCAAGUGUAAGGCUAAAGCCACGACAGUCAUGUUGAAGUGAAUGGCAGCUGUCUGUACUGAAAUCUGUAUGAGCAGUAACAGGUGGUUCCCAUACAAGUCAAAGGCAAUGGGUGGUGUCAGCUGUUUCUCCAUCAGCAGAAAUACAUAGUGUGACAUUAGGCUGAGGCAUUAUAGGGUGUGAUACAGAUGAAAAGCAAAAUGGGACACUGAGGCUAGGCUUGUCCCCUGACCUAUUUUGAACCAAACAGUCUGGUUUUUACAUGGGCUGUCCAGUUCAACUCUGCCUCUCUGGGCUUCAGAGGGUGGAACAAUGGACAAAACUCUGCCAGACUGACUUGAAAUUAAGCCAGUGUCUGUCUGCCAUGCCAUAGCCCUGUCCACUGACCACCCCUAAAAUUCAUUGCUCCACCCCCAACAUCAUCAACUCACCCCUGAUGCCAUUCGCCCUGCGUCUUGCAGUUUUUGCUGGCUUGUCGCAUGUACAGGAGUUUUAGCAGGAUGGACUCAACAGUACAGCACAUCUGAAACACCCCUGGUGUGAGGUUGUUCAUUAGGAGCUGCCCUAAUUAGAGAUAACGAAAUGAGGUUGGGUCCAACACUUUGUCCCUUUAAAUGCAAAAUAAUCAUGUUGGGACACUGAAAAAUUCAUCUUGGUAUUAAAAAUGAAAAUGUCCUAAUGCCAUCACAAGACAAUAAGGGACAAUAUACACCUGUGUCCAACAUGAGUUCAAUGGAUUUGGCUUUUAUUGGACAUGCUUUCUGCCUAUUGUUUUAAUUAAGAAAUGUCUGUGGUUUGUGUUAUUUUUUGCUGUGGUCAGUGCAGAAAAGGAAAAUUAAAAGUACUUUGAUUGUC
Xenopus tropicalis (tropical clawed frog) is the source of this 3435-nucleotide messenger RNA. RefSeq names its product kelch like family member 30 (gene klhl30). NCBI's taxonomy places the organism in Eukaryota, Metazoa, Chordata, Amphibia, Anura, Pipidae. The record is from RefSeq and is marked provisional. The transcript is spliced from 8 exons. Bases 83 to 1855 code for a protein of 590 amino acids.